UAUUACUAUAUCAAAUGCAAAGAGCUGGAUGGCCUUUUGGAGCCUUUCUUCUUCUCUUCCUCUCCUUGGCCUCCUGUCUCUCUUGCUUUCCCAUCAAACCUCCUUGAUCACAACCACUAACACCAACAAUGUUAACAUUCAGGUGUCAGAUGGACGGGUUGGGUCAAACUCUUCUGUAUUCCGUGAGGCCCCUGCAUUUCGCAAUGGGGAGACUUGUGGUAAUAAUUUGGUCACGGAUCGAAUUCAUGUGGCCAUGACACUUGAUGCUAAUUAUUUAAGAGGUACUAUGGCUGCAGUGUUAUCGAUACUCCAACAUUCAACGUGCCCUGAAGAUGUCACAUUUCAUUUCCUAUGGGUAAGACAUGAACAUGAGGUGUUUUCGAGUAUUAAGGCAACAUUUCCUUACCUUAAUUUUAAGGUGUAUCGAUUUGAUGUCCAUAGGGUACGUGGCUUAAUUUCUAAGUCUAUACGUCAAGCUUUAGAUCAACCUUUGAAUUAUGCAAGGAUUUAUUUGGCUAAUUUGAUACCUAAUGAGGUGAAACGCGUUAUUUAUCUUGAUUCUGACCUUGUCAUGGUUGAUGACAUCGCGAAGUUAUGGAAGGUUGAUUUAGGUGACAAGGUUUUGGCUGCACCCGAAUAUUGUCAAGCAAAUUUCACCGUUUACUUUACUGAAGCGUUUUGGUCUGAUCCAUACAUGCCAAGAACAUUUGAAGGGCGAAAACCGUGUUAUUUCAACACAGGGGUGUUGGUAAUGGAUGUUGAUAAAUGGAGACAUGGAAAUUAUACCAAAAAAGUAGAGGAUUGGAUGGUUCUUCAAAAGCAAAAGAGGAUAUAUCAAUUAGGGUCAUUGCCUCCAUUUUUGCUUGUUUUAGCAGGAAAUAUAAUGCCAAUUGAUCAUAGAUGGAAUCAACAUGGAUUAGGUGGUGAUAACGUUGAAGGUAAAUGUAGGGAAUUGCAUCCUGGACCAAUUAGCCUUCUACAUUGGAGUGGCAAAGGCAAGCCAUGGUUGAGAUUGGAUUCAAGAAAACCGUGUAGCGUUGAUCAUCUAUGGGCUCCCUAUGAUCUUUACCGUUCCUCUAGACAUUCAUUCGAGGAGUAACAUGUCAC
Messenger RNA from Solanum tuberosum (potato), 1107 nucleotides. RefSeq names its product probable galacturonosyltransferase-like 4. Lineage: Eukaryota; Viridiplantae; Streptophyta; Magnoliopsida; Solanales; Solanaceae. Gene Ontology annotation, molecular function: glycosyltransferase activity. Bases 29 to 1099 code for a protein of 356 amino acids. Gene Ontology annotation, cellular component: Golgi apparatus. The record is from RefSeq and is a predicted model, not a curated record. The transcript has a single exon.